CGCCGAGUAAGCCAUCCUCCCAGCGUAGACCGUCUUCGGUGUGCUGUAAACGGUCGCGGCUGGCUGCCGUCCUCAAAGGUCGUCGCCGCUGUUAAACUUCAACUCCGGAGGUCAGCUCAUAAAAGCCCUAAUCUCCUCCAGCUACCCGCUGAAGCAGAUAACGAGGCCGGAGAAAAAGGAAGUGCAGACAGACUACAGUUGGAGCGGUUAGAGGAGCGAAGAUCCGCUGGCCAGAGAAAUGACAGAGAGGAAGGGGUGGAGGAGAUAAUCCGCACUGGGAAGACGCACACUCAAACUCAACACGAUCAGCCGCCCUGUCUCUGAGAUGGAGCAAGAGGAAGCGGCAGCCAGGGAGGACGCAGACGCGCAGCUGAUGUACAGGAUAGAGCGCCCAGUCUACGAUGAAGCCUUCAUCCGCUCGCAGCUUCUCAGCCGCAGAGAAAACUCCACCACCCUCCGAGAGAGGCUCGCACACCAGUUCCGGUGUUCGUCAAAGAGGGCCAGGGCAGCAGCUCUGAGCUUCCUGCCUAUUCUAACAUGGCUGCCAUCCUAUCCGGUCAAGCAGUACUUGUUUUCGGAUGUGGUCUCGGGUCUCAGCACAGGAGUUGUGCAGCUCCCACAAGGUCUAGCCUAUGCUAUGCUGGCUGCUGUGCCUCCAGUUUAUGGUCUGUACUCCUCCUUCUACCCCGUUCUGCUCUACACCUUCUUCGGCACGUCAAGACACAUAUCAGUGGGCACCUUCGCAGUUGUAAGUCUGAUGAUUGGGGGUGUUGCAGUGAGGGAAGCCCCAGAUUCGAUGUUUUACGUCCUGCCUGCAAACGGAUCCAACAUGUCUGCCGUCCUGGACGUGGAGGCUCGUGAUGCCAGGAGGGUCCAGGUGGCCGUGGUGCUCACCACCCUGGUGGGAAUCAUCCAGAUUGUCUUCGGUCUCCUCAGGUUUGGCUUUGUGGCGAUCUACCUCACUGAGCCCCUGGUGCGAGGCUUCACUACAGCAGCAUCUGUGCACGUCGUCGUCUCCCAGCUAAAGUACCUGCUGGGGGUGAAGACACAGCGUUUCAGUGGGCCCCUCUCUGCUAUUUAUAGUGUCAAGGCGGUAUUCAGUGACAUCGCCAGCACCAACGUCACCACUCUCAUCCUGGGCCUCGUGUGUCUCGUCUUCCUGUAUGCGGUCAAAGACCUCAAUGAGCGCUUCAAAAAGAAACUGCCCGUUCCCAUUCCCGGGGAGAUUAUUGUGGUCAUCGUGUCAACCGGCGUCUCGUAUGGCCUGUCUUUGUCAGAAGACUACUUGGUGGAUGUGGUUGGGAAGAUACCAACAGGGCUUCUCCCCCCUGCUGCCCCAGAGUUCUCUCUGUUACCCAGUUUGGUCACAGACUCCUUCGCUGUAGCGAUUGUAGGAUUCUCAAUGGGCAUCUCACUUGCCAAGAUCUUUGCCCUGAAGCACGGGUACAGCGUGGACGGCAACCAGGAGCUGAUUGCCCUCGGUCUGUGUAACUUCAUCAGCUCUUUCUUCCAAACCUUCGCCGUCACUUGCUCCAUGUCAAGAAGCUUGGUGCAGGAGAGCACAGGAGGAAAAACACAGAUCGCGGGGCUGCUGGCGUCUUUCGUGGUGCUGCUGGUGGUGGUGGCCGUUGGUUUUGUCUUCCAGCCACUCCCUCAGACUGCGCUGGCGGCCAUCAUCAUGGUCAACUUGAUGGGGAUGUUCAAACAGUUCAGAGACAUUCCUACUCUAUGGAGGACCAGUAAGAUCGAACUGGCCAUCUGGCUGGUGGCCUUUGUGGCGUCUGUGCUGCUGGGCCUGGAUUACGGCCUCCUGGUGGCUAUCGCGUUCACCAUACUGACAGUCAUCUACAGAACGCAGAGCCCCAAAAAUGCCGUCUUGGGCCAUGUUCCCGGUACCGGGCUGUACUGCGACGUGGAUGAGUAUGAAGAGGCAGCUGAAUGUGAGGGGAUUAAGAUUUUCCACUCCAACUCCUCAAUCUACUUUGCCAACAGUGACCUUUAUGUGAAUGCCCUCAAGAAGAAGACGGGAGUAAACCCCGAACACUUAAAAGAAGCUCGGAAAGCCAGAAAAAAACAGAAGGAGAAGGCAAACAGCAACCACGGCUCUCCACCCAAGAUCUGUGUCAAGUACGAGAAGCAGGGAGUGUCCCACGCGGUUUUGUCCUACAACGGCCAGUUGGGGGACAGACACAGCAAGUCAGACUCAGAGGAGACCGUCUUCCUUGAGCCUCCCCACACUGUCCACUCCAUCGUCCUGGACUGGACGUCUGCCAGCUUCGUUGACUCUGUGGGAGCAAAAGCCAUCAAACAGCUCGUUAAGGAAUACGCAGCCGUGGAUGUCCGGGUGGUUAUAGCCGGCUGCAGCAGAAGCCUGUUGGCUGAGCUGGACACCUUACAGUUCUUCAGCGGGGUCAUGACCACAGACAUGGUGUUCCCCACAGUCCAUGACGCUGUGCUGCACUGUCGAGACUCCGCGUCCCACCCGACGGCUGCUCCCGCCGAUGAAACGACCUGACCGAGGUGACGCCUGGAGCGGAGAACCACCCUCAGCAGCAGCAGUCCUGGCCGGGGCAGCCGUUUCGGGAGGUGCCACACCAUGACCGUAGGGGCGACGAGCGUGUUCCAGCUUCGCAGGAGAGAUGAACUGAAGGAUCCUUCGCAUUGAAUAGAGGCGCUCUUUUCCUUCUCAGGAAGCUCUCCAGAUUUAAUUUGAGGUGCCCAAAGCAGCCAGGUAGAAGAAAUUCAGGAUUAAGAUUCCAGCUGAGAUUCCUCCCUCUCCCUGUUGCACUUUCAACAUUUUUGUUCUAGUUUUAAGUUCUCGCUGCUGCUGCUUGCUGUUGUUAGGGUGACAUUGGAAGUGGGAUUUCUGUAAGUGGCCAGUUUGUGGUAGAAACUUGUGAAACUGACCAGAAGCUGCCUCUCGUCAUGCUGGUAUCAAAUGUUUAUCGUUACUGAGAACCUACCUGGUGGGUAUUUGCAAUUGUGUAUUUGAACCAUUGAAAAUGAGCGUGUCCCGUGUCUUGUUCCAGUACAUUUGCACUGCUGUCAGCUGAGAUUUUAGUAUAAAAGCUGUUUUCCCAUUUCUAUAAAGCCUUACUUGUGCCGUUGACUGUAUAACACAGGAUGCCUUUAAUGUUACCAUGGUUAUGUUACAACAUUUAACAAAUCAUUCAGACUUAAAUCAUGGAAUAAACUUUAUUUUUAAGCAAACAGGUGACAA
This is a messenger RNA of Xiphias gladius (swordfish), 3220 nucleotides long. RefSeq names its product solute carrier family 26 member 5 (gene slc26a5). The coding region runs from base 326 to 2515 and encodes 729 amino acids. Gene Ontology annotation, cellular component: membrane. Gene Ontology annotation, biological process: transmembrane transport. Gene Ontology annotation, molecular function: bicarbonate transmembrane transporter activity; oxalate transmembrane transporter activity; secondary active sulfate transmembrane transporter activity. Lineage: Eukaryota; Metazoa; Chordata; Actinopteri; Istiophoriformes; Xiphiidae. The transcript is spliced from 18 exons. The record is from RefSeq and is a predicted model, not a curated record.